AGGGGGGGCCGCGGCCCCGGGCGGGGGCUCGGCGCGGGCCCGGGAGAUGCCGGUGUCGGCGGCCCGAGCGGCUGCAGCUGCAGCGGCGGGGGAGGCGGCAGCGGGGCCAGGGAGGGGGGCUGCGCAGGGGGCCGGCGCGUAGCCGGGACUAUGGAGGGGCAGAGCGGCCGCUGCAAGAUUGUGGUGGUGGGGGACGCAGAGUGCGGCAAGACGGCGCUGCUGCAGGUGUUCGCCAAGGACGCCUACCCCGGGAGUUAUGUCCCCACCGUGUUUGAGAACUACACCGCCAGCUUUGAGAUCGACAAGCGCCGCAUUGAGCUCAACAUGUGGGACACUUCAGGUUCUUCUUACUAUGAUAAUGUCCGGCCUCUGGCCUACCCUGAUUCGGAUGCUGUGCUCAUCUGCUUCGACAUUAGCCGACCAGAAACACUGGACAAUGUCCUCAAGAAGUGGCAAGGGGAGACUCAGGAGUUUUGCCCCAAUGCCAAGGUUGUGCUGGUUGGCUGUAAACUGGACAUGCGGACCGACCUGGCCACACUGAGGGAGCUGUCCAAGCAGAGGCUUAUCCCUGUUACACAUGAGCAGGGCACUGUACUGGCCAAGCAGGUGGGCGCUGUGUCCUACGUGGAGUGCUCCUCCCGAUCCUCCGAGCGCAGCGUCAGAGAUGUCUUCCACGUGGCCACGGUGGCUUCCCUCGGCCGUGGCCACAGGCAGCUGCGCCGAACUGACUCGCGCCGGGGACUGCAGCGUUCCACUCAGCUGGCAGGACGGCCAGAGCGGGGCAACGGGACCGGGAGCGAGGGCGAGAUACACAAGGAUAGAGCCAAGAGCUGCAACCUCAUGUGAGGGGCCUGGUGGGCCAGAGUGUGAGGCGGGGAGGCGUAGGGCACACUUGUUCCCCUGCUGGCCCCUGGCUUCCUGACCUCCUGAUUCUGGCUGGGACUUCAAGGCCAGUGUGUGAACAAUUCCCUUGGGCAGGGGAGCUGGAGACAAGAGUGCCGCCACUCCCCGCGUCCUCAUUCUGCUCCUCUCCAUGGCAAGUUGAGGGCACUAGCAGGGAGGCAUCUGGGCUGGGAGCUGGGAUGGGAUGGGGUGGGGGCGGGGGGACAGCUGGCAUCAAGCAGUGACCUUGGUUGAGUCUCAGUAAAUGAAGGGUGCCUUCCCUCCCCACCUUCAGUCCCCAUAUCCUGGCCCUGGCUUCCUCCCCUAAGGAAAGUGUCCAUUCUCUGAGCUUCCCUCUUCCUUGCCCCUCACAUCUACAGCUGUUCUCACUCAUCCUAACCUCCAGGCAACAUGCAUUAAAUUCAAAAGCAAGUUGAGAAGCCUUUACCCCCAACUACCCACCAGUCCUAGCUCCCUCUCUCCCAUCCCCCAACAGUCCCCAAAUAAAGCCCGUGUCCAUGGAAAA
Molecule: messenger RNA, 1408 nt
Organism: Phacochoerus africanus (Common warthog)
Lineage: Eukaryota; Metazoa; Chordata; Mammalia; Artiodactyla; Suidae
Gene: RND2
Product: Rho family GTPase 2
Exons: 5
Coding region: 151-846 (231 amino acids)
Biological process (GO): small GTPase-mediated signal transduction
Molecular function (GO): GTPase activity; GTP binding
Source: RefSeq, a predicted model, not a curated record